Larimichthys crocea (large yellow croaker) is the source of this 2893-nucleotide messenger RNA. Its product is annotated as golgin subfamily A member 6-like protein 22. Gene Ontology annotation, biological process: mRNA processing; protein ubiquitination; ubiquitin-dependent protein catabolic process. The transcript is spliced from 10 exons. Lineage: Eukaryota; Metazoa; Chordata; Actinopteri; Sciaenidae. Gene Ontology annotation, molecular function: ubiquitin protein ligase activity. Bases 326 to 2893 code for a protein of 855 amino acids. Gene Ontology annotation, cellular component: nucleus. The record is from RefSeq and is a predicted model, not a curated record.
ACGUAUGGUGUAAAAAUAGCGAGGAGAGGGAAGCCUGCUCGCCACAGAGCAGAGAUAUACAGCACAGACAAAGUGUAAGCUCAUAAAAGUUAACCACAGAAGACGGCCAAAAAGACAGGCAGGCAGAGAGAUAGACAGGUACCUUUGUCGCUACUGUAAAGAUUAGAGACAGACAGACAGAGGACACAACAUAGUGUGGUUCAUCUUAACUGUUAUUGGUUGUAAAGCAGGGGAUGUAAACAGACAGACAGACAACCUGUGAGAGAGACAGAGUCAUCAGCUUGUCACAUGAGGGACUGCAGACUGAAUAUCUUUGCGAAACACAAUGUUGUCAAAAAAGGGGGAGCAGAGAACGUUCGGCAACGGGCGGCUGAGAGACCAAUGGGAGAAGAUAGCUCAGAGUGAGGCAGAGGAGUGCAAACAGGAGGCUGAACGGAAGGAGAAAAGUACCUGCAAAAUAUCUGCAUCAAAGUGGAAUUAUCACUGGACACUUGUUGCCACCGGAGACUUCAAGAAGGUCACCAGCGGCACAAAUGAUGCUGAAAAAAACAAGCCCAAAAUCAAAUUCAAAAUUGUCCCCCCUCCUCCCAAAGCCAAAGCUGAGCCUCCUCCUCCACCUCCUCCCAAGAAGCAGGCUUCGCCCAAACUUCGCAGAGAAAAGCGCAAAGUUGAGGUGGAUGUUUUCCGGCUGUGUUGGAAAGACUCCUGGAUGAGCUUGAAGCCUCCAAAGUAUCUUUACCUAAAGCCCAAAGCGAUGAAAAGCAGAAUAUCAGGAUUCACAACCAUAGAACUGAAUAACAACAGGAAGUACAAACCAAUAGGCUACCGAUCAGAGGCUGAAUGGGAAUGUCUUGAUAAAUGGAGUCACUCCUGGAAACAGGUGAAGAGUCCUGUCCAGUUGGAGUGCUCCGAUGAGAAACAAUUCCAAUGGGAGAUUUUGUUUGAAAGAAAAAAGGAUCACAAGGUUGAGCUUGAACUAUAUUCUCUUCCGCCCUGGGCUGGUACUUGGAAGUUCAUAAACUUUCCCUUCAGGCAACAGAAGAAGGACUGGGAUACCAUCUGGCCUGAUUAUCAACCAAACAUCAGCAGGAUUGACGAAAUACAACAACUAAAGAACCAGGACGAGCUCUGGGGCUGGGAGGAUUCAUGGAAACUGUCUGGGGCAGAGUUUGAACCAGAAGACACCACAAACGAUGAGUUGCUAACUGCAAGCUCCUUCAGCACGGAAACCACAGUGAUGAUGAGGAUAAACAAUGUGUUCAUGCCUGGGUGGAGUGACUCAUGGCUGCUCUGUGCAGCUCCUCUGGAGGAAGAAGAAGAAUUUCACAAGAGCUGGAGCUGGGGAUACAGGCAACAUACUAGGUGGUGUAUGGCUUCACUGGAGGCCCAUCGUCGAUACAGCAACAUGCUGACUAGGAGACGUAAAACCAUGAACCUCCUCCUCACUUCACAGCUGGAUAAUGAGAUCACAGAUAGCACAGAAUGGACAGAGGCCUGGAAGACUCCUAAACGAUGGUUUAGACCAGAGGAGUUUAAACUGGACCUGACACAGGACGAGGGUGAAGUAGAGGAGAUGAUGGAUGACACAGAGGAGGAGGAGGAUGAAGGAAUGGACAAUGAAGAAGAUGAAGGAGAAGGGGAGGAGGAGGAGGAAGAGGAGGAGGAGGAGGAGGAGGAGGAAGUUGUUAACAAAAAUGAGAAAAACAACGAAAUUACCAAUAAGCACAAAGAGGUUCAAAAAGACGAGGAGGAUGAGGAUGAAGGAGUUGAUGAGGAGGAGGAGGAGGAGGAGGAGGAGGAGGAGGAAGAGGAUGAAGAGGUCAACAAUGAGGAGGACAAAGAAGUACCUGUGGUGGAUGACAAGGCAGUAAACAAGAAGGAAGAGGUGCACAAAGAUGUGGAUAGGGGGGAGGAAAAUGAUGAAGAAGAAGAUGAUAAUGAUGAUGAUGAGGAGGAGGAGGAGGAAGAGGAGGAGGAGGAUGUGGUCAAAGAAAAGGAAGAGAAAGAAAAGGGGGAAGAAGAAACAGGCGAUAAGGAAGACAAAGUAGAAAAGGAGGUGAAAAUUGAAGCAGAUGGAGAGAAUGAGGAUGAAGAGGUAGAAGAAGAGGAAGAGGAUGACAUAGAGGAGAAGGAGGAAGAUGUAAAGGAAAAGGAUGAGGACAUUGAAGUGCAUAAAGAGGAGAAUGUAGGCAAGGAGGAGAAGAACAAACAUGAGGAACAUAACAAAGAGGAAGAGGACAAAAUCAUAAACCAGAGUAGUGAGGAGGAUGAAGAUGAAGAGGAGGACAAAGAAUCACACAAGGGUGAGAAAGAUGAAGAAGACAUGGAAGAUGAGGAAAAUGAAGUAGAUGAGGAGACAAAGACAAAAGCAAUAGACAAGAUGGAUGAAGGAGAUGAGGAGGAGGAGGACAAAGAAGUUCAGGAAGAAGAAGAGGAAGAUGACCAGGAAGAGGAGAAUGAAGUACAUGAGGAGGACAUAUUAGCAAAUAAAAAAGACCAGAAGGAAAAGAAGAAAAGAGACAAAGACAAGAAUGAGGACAAAAAAGAGGAGAAGGAGAAUGACAAAUUCCAUAAACUCAACUCAUCCUUCUCCUCCUGGAAGCAGUCAUGGAUGGUGGCAGUAGCUUAUAGACCAGGAGAUGAAAAUGAAGACGAAGAUGAGGUGGUGGAGGGAGAAGAGUGGAAAGCUUGGAAAGAGUCUUGGAAGAUUUGUCACUGGAAGAAGCCGGCCAAGGACGACGUAGUGUGUUUCUCCACUGAGCACUGGAAUCAGAGAUACAUGGGACUAAUGCAUGAAGAAGAAGGCAUGCCAAAGAGUGAAUGGACUCUCAGCUGGAAGAUGAACAACGCUGCAGCAAAGGAUUGGUUGGAGCUGCCUAACAUCGCCUGGUGA